UCCCACUUGGGCAGACGAUCUACGUACCUAUUUGCUCACUUAGGCGCAGGUUAGGCUGAUGUGCUAAUCGAAAUCAAACUUCCGUUUGAAUUCUAUUUUUUCCGGUAUGAAACUUGCAUGUCUUUUAAAACAGAGAAAGUCUCAGAAACUAUUGUUUUGUAAUACCCCUUGUUGCUUUGCCUUUCAAUUUUAUAUUUGCUACUAUCCAGUUAUGCUGUCCAACAUCAGCUAUCAGUUUCUUACUUUUUUUUGAGGGAGUUUAGCCUCGUGUUGCUUAUAAGCUGUGGCCUAUAUGAAAAGUUAUUACUAAUCCUUCCACGGUUUAAAGCGAUGUGUCAAACUUCCUGUUUUUUAUGAUUGUUUUAUAACUGUUUUUUGUUUUAUGAUAGUCAAGAUAAAACUCGAAAUAUAAAUCAGAAAUACACCUGCUUCUUGAAAAUAUUUUCAUUACAAAGGAAACUACACCAAAGUCUCUUUUUAAAUCAUUUAUUAACCCGUUUUCUUUUCAAGUUAAGUGCCAUGAAUCUACCCUAGAUAUACAGCAUUGUCACCUGUGAGGGAUGUCAUAAUCGGAUCAAGCCUAUCAAAGAGCAAGCAAAUAGAACACAUGUGAGCAUUUCUGGAAUGGACAGUUACGAAAAACUAAAUUCAACGUUGGCAAACGAUACAAGAAUCUUUUUAUGUUAUGAAGUGGUUACCGACGCCAUCAAUGGCCCAAAGAUGUUGGAUAGAAUUAUUUUAAUAUCUCUUUAUGGUGUCACGACUUGUCUUAUUGUUGUCUUGAACGCCUAUGUAUACAGCAGAUUUAAAAAGGAAGAAAAAACACGCAUUAAUGUGCAGUUUGUGGUUUUAACUGUGUCUAAUCUCUUGAAUGGUAUGCUAUCCUUGCCUAUUGUGAUGCUAAAGUUUAUCAACUUCGGUGAUAACUUCAAUUGCAAAAUACGAGUAGCGGUGCAAUUUUGUUAUCUCUUUCCCAUGAUAUACUCUUGGUUCAUAACUGUUGGAAUAUCCAUCGAUAGAUUGGUCGUUCUAACAAUUUCCAGAUUGAGUGGAGAUUUAAUAAACCGACUUAAUAUACUAUAUCGUGUUAUAUGUUUUAUUUUCUGUUUAAUUAUUUCCAUGGGAGCAGCUCAUCAAUACUGGCUAGUCAGCUCGAAUGCAAUGACUUUUAAAGAAGCAGAUGUUGGAAAUCCAAUGCAAGUUGGUUUAUCUCAAAUAAUCAUAGAAGCUUGUGUUGUUUUUCUCCCCUGUAUCAUACAAAUGAUGCUAGUUGGCAUUGUCAACAGAAAAGAAUCUGUUAUGCUAGAAGGAGGAGAAAACGUAAACAGUCACAACAGAAAGAUAAUUAACACUAUAAGUUUGUUGAUUUUAUUCAAUGUCCUCACUACAGUUCCACGAAUGAUUACUCAGGCAAUGCAGACGUACCACCCAGUGAUCAUGGACACACGAAAACGAUCUGGAUAUUAUUGGAUAAACAUUGGCGUGUUAUGUUUACAUUUCAAUUCCUUGUUCAGUGCACUAAUUUUGCUACGAAGAACAUCCACAUUUAAAGUCAAUACACGCGGAUAACAAGCUUUAAACCGAUAAUGUCUGGAGUAAGAUUGCAAAAAGACAACAGUGAAACUUCAAAGUAACAUUUGCCACAAAUUAUUUCUUGCAUGGUAUUUUCGUUCCUUAUGUUUUUAAGUAUGCACAAGCUGACAAAGGUUUAAUUAUCAGCAUGUAUUAAACGAAUUUUACAAAUGCGACAUUUUAAUUCAAAAUACUUUCUCUGUCCUAUAAUAUGUAACUUGUGGUGUGCAGUUAUUUCUGUGUAGGAAUUGGACGCUUUUUAUUAUUUUGGAGGAGAAAAAGAAACAUCGACAUGCUUUGUGGAAAUUUUUUUUAUUCCCAGACAUUUCUUAGAGAUUUUUUCGCCCUUUAGGUUUCUCUGGAAUGAAAUGCUUAGAUAAACCAAUUAUU
Messenger RNA from Hydractinia symbiolongicarpus, 1962 nucleotides. RefSeq lists its product as uncharacterized. The record is from RefSeq and is a predicted model, not a curated record. Bases 625 to 1569 code for a protein of 314 amino acids. Lineage: Eukaryota; Metazoa; Cnidaria; Hydrozoa; Anthoathecata; Hydractiniidae. The transcript has 2 exons.